Molecule: messenger RNA, 1251 nt
Organism: Durusdinium trenchii
Lineage: Eukaryota; Dinophyceae; Suessiales; Symbiodiniaceae
Source: the annotation of a GenBank genome assembly
AUGCGUGAUUUCGAAUAUGAAUCCCCUGAUUCACUCUCCGGAGCGAUUGAAUUGCUCUCCCAACCGAACAGUCGUCCUUUGGCUGGUGGGACCGACUUGAUCGAUCACCUCAGAACCGGACGUGUUGAGGCUGACCUCGUUGUUGAUAUCAAGAACAUUCCUGAGUUGAACACCCUUGAGUUUAAUGAGAACGGUCUCAGACUCGGGGCCGCUGUCAGUUGCCGUCAGAUUUGCUCUGAUGAAAAUAUUCGCAAGCAUUACCCAGCCCUGGUUGAUGUUUGCUCGAUCAUUGGUGGAAUACAAAUUCAAUCACGCGCCAGCGUGGGUGGAAACAUUUGUAACUCAGGGGCAGCGGCUGAUUCGACUCCAGCCGUGAUCGCACUCGGUGGAGUCUGUCAUCUCUCAGGAGCAGGCGGAACCAGAGAAGUUCCCGUUGAAGAGUUUUGCACAGGUCCCAGCCAGAAUGUUCUCAAGCCUGGCGAACUGCUGACGGAAAUUGGUUUCCCAAAACCGGUUGAAAACUCCGGCAGCCAUUAUCAGCGAUUCAUCCCUCGAUACGAAAUGGAUAUCGCAGUUGUGGGAGUCGGUGCCAGCCUGACGCUGGAUGAGAACAAAGAAACCAUCACUGCUGCCCGAGUGGGGCUUGGUGCCGUGGCAGCGACUCCCUUUCUGGCAACACAGGUCAACGACGCUCUGAUUGGUCAACCGGCCACAGAAGAGGCGUUCACCAAAGCUGGUGAGAUCGCCAGGAGUUUGAUCUCACCCAUUGAUGAUCACCGUGGAACAGUAGAAUUCCGCCUGCAUGUCACCGGCGUGCUCGUCAAGCGAGUCUUGCGCUACAACCUGGAUUUAAGUGGAACGAAAGAAGGUUGCAGCAACGGGAAUUGUGGAGCUUGCACCGUGCUCAUGGAUGGGCAGCCGGUCACCAGUUGCCUUGUCCUCGCUGUGGAAGCUGAAGGGGCUGAAAUCGAAACCAUUGAGGGAGUCGCUGAGAAGGAUGGUCUGGCCCCCAUUCAGAAUGCCUUCCUGGAGAAUGCCGCCCUUCAAUGUGGCAUUUGCACUCCCGGAUUUAUUAUGUCUACCAAAGCAUUGCUGCGAGAAAACCCGAACCCGACGGAGGAGGAAAUCCGAUUCUAUUUGGCAGGCAACCUAUGUCGCUGCACAGGCUAUGACAAGAUCGUAGACGCCGUUCAGGAUACCGCUAAGCGACAAUGCGCCAAUGGAUGCGAUGCAAAUCCGUGUGAAAACUAG